Molecule: messenger RNA, 881 nt
Organism: Spodoptera exigua (beet armyworm)
Lineage: Eukaryota; Metazoa; Arthropoda; Insecta; Lepidoptera; Noctuidae
Source: the annotation of a GenBank genome assembly
GUAGAGGUUCCGCGCCGUGUCUAGCUUGAUUUAUAAAGAUAAUAAAAACUAUUAAACUGGGGAGUAUUCCAUAUAAUCCGUCGCUUGUGAAUUCUGUGGAGUUCUGUGAGCGGUUUGCCCAAGCGAUGGCGAUCGACUCAGGACGCUCGGAGCAGUCAGAUUCGGACACAUUCAUCCUCACGAAUGACAACAAUAAGUGGAAGUCUCCAGCUUCCCGCCAGGCUAUGGUCAACAAGAUGCAAAGCAUAAUAGAAGAGACGGGCCUGUACGAGUAUUCGGCGGCAGAUCUGGAAGACAACAUCUAUCAGAACUCCAAAACCAAGCCGGAGUACGUCAUCAUGUUGGUCUACAUGAUGCAGCAGCUUAAGAAACUGUCUGUAACACAGGCGGGAGGCGCGAUAGAGGAGGACGACGAUUUCAUGGUCGACGCCGCCACCUUCACCGACUUCAUGUAAAACAUCAAAACGCAACAGACGACUGCAUUUAUUAGUUGGACAAGCAAAAACAACCUUUAUUGCAAACUAUAAGUUAACAAAUCGAAUAUAAAGUCCAAUGGCGUAAAAGUAUACGAAAUUGAUGUCAUCCAGAGGGCGCGUAGGUAGUUGGUUUUAGAAUGGCGGGAAAUGUUUGACCAAAUUAUUUAUUUUAAGGGGUAAUGUUGGUCUAAUUAAUUAUUAAGGGAAUGGGGAAUAAAGGGGGGCGAAACGGUAAAAAGGGUAUAGAUAGGUAUGUAAAAGAACUUGGGGGAGGGGUGAUGGUGUGCCUUGUCAAAUGAAGGUUUUAUUUCAAAAUAGAAAAAAGAAACGUACCUACUAAUCAAUGCAGACUUCUGUCUCUGGCUAUAUUGUCUUUACAACCAUGUAUUGUUUAAAAUAAAAAAC